Molecule: messenger RNA, 913 nt
Organism: Caenorhabditis sp. 36 PRJEB53466
Lineage: Eukaryota; Metazoa; Nematoda; Chromadorea; Rhabditida; Rhabditidae
Source: the annotation of a GenBank genome assembly
AUGUGGCCCCCGAACGUCGACGAUACGUGCAACUAUAGGUUUGUUUGUUUCUUCGCCACAAUAGCAAAGUUUUUUGUUGCAGCUUCACGGAGCACGCGGCGCUCAACCCGCACGAUCAUUACCACCACCAUCACCACUUUCCGCACUCGACCAUCCAUCACACCGAAUGCUUCCAAACGCUUUCCUGUCCUUCGGAUCUGCCCGUCGAGUCCUCCUACUACCAUCCGAUGCCGCCGACUUUCCAAGGUAUCCUUUGAUUUCUUUUUGAUCUCUUUUCACAUUUGUUUGUUUUUCUUCUCACAAACCAAAGUUUCUCUCAACUUUCUUGUUUUCAGAUCUCGAUCAAUCCGAUUUGAGCCCUCAAUAUUGGUGCGCUGAAGUGGAUUGUGCUCAUGAAACAUGUGCUACGAAAGAGAUUCCGGUCGAGCAGUCGAAGAUCUUCGAUGAGAUUUCCAAAGAAUGUGACCACUUCCUCGUUCCUUCCGAGUGCGAGAAAUGCAAAAUCCAGUAAGUUUCCCUCGCAAUUGUCUCGCACCAAUGGAAUCGUUCGCAGACACGACGAUGGUACUCACGAAACGGUGCCGAUGGACACUCUCAUCGACAUUGUCAUGCAAACCGUCGAGCAGAACACGAAGCUGAACGAGUCGUCUAACGGUAAGUAAGGUGCGAACACGUGACAAUCAAAAACCAAGUGUGUUCAGAAGAAACGAAGAUGCUGUCUCGUAAACGCGAACAGAACAAGGUGGCAGCGGCACGUUACCGUGAUAAACAAAAGGCCAAAUGGCAAGAUCUGCUGAACAUGCGAUCGACCGAAGAGAAGAGGAACGCAAGAUUAAAACAGCAAGCAAAGGAACUGCAGAAGGAGGUCGACGACCUGCGAGCGAAGUUUAUGGCGAAGGCGAUGCAGAAAUGA